Messenger RNA from Oppiella nova, 810 nucleotides. NCBI's taxonomy places the organism in Eukaryota, Metazoa, Arthropoda, Arachnida, Sarcoptiformes, Oppiidae. The record is from the annotation of a GenBank genome assembly.
AUGAAAAUUCCAUGGAGUAAAGGAGGGUCGACUGAAUUGACGGCCAUACUGUCCAACACUAAAGUCAUACUCACCUCAAAUCUGCCGCGAACUGAACCCCAGGGCUCUAAAUGCAAACAAGUGACUGAACUGAUCCAGAAGUUUGCCGACAAUAAGACUUGUUUGGCUCAAGACAUCCCGUGGGAACCCCGGGCCAGAGGUGACAAGUUUUGGGUGGACAGACACCAUGAACUCAUCAAUCAGACGGUCGCACAUAAAACUGAUGAGAAGAUCAUAUUCGUGGGCGACUCCAUCACACAGGGCUGGCAGAGCCUCGGGAAAGCAGUUUGGGACAAGUAUUACGCGCCCAGACAUGCAUACAAUUACGGCAUAUCGGGGGACAGGACUGAGAAUGUGAUCUUCAGAAUACGAGAUAAGGAAUUCGAUGGACUCGACCCCAAAGUGGCUGUCCUUAUGAUUGGCACGAAUAAUAUCGGUUGGAAUAAUACGGUCGAAGACGCGGCACAUGGAGUACAAGAAGUUCUUAAGGAAUUGACGGCCAAAAUGUCGACCACUAAAGUCAUACUACUAUCCAAUUUGCCGCGAACUGAACCAAACGGCUCUAAAUGCAAACAACUUAAUGUUUUACUCAAGAAGUUUGACAACAAUAAGACUAUCUUUUAUCUGGACAUGUGGUCACACUAUGAGACUCCGGAUGGCAAACAAAAGUUUGAGCUCUUUGUCGAUAAACUGCAUCUCAAUGAGAAAGGCUUUGAAGUUUGGCAACAGACUAUGGAUCCAUUGCUAAACAAAUUGGACCCAGCACUUUAA